AUGACCGCGGAUGUGGAUCUGGCUUUGAAAUUAAAAAAUGUGGAGCCCCCAAGCUCCCCGUGUGCCGUGUCCCCCAGGGCAGCUGUGCCGGCUCUGUUCGCGCUGGCGCUGCGGGGCCCGCUCUGGUUGCCCGCGCUCCUUUACGGGCUCUGGCUGCUGGCGGACCGGGACACUCCCCGCCGCGGGGGGCGCCCUUGCGCCUGGGUGCGGGCCUGGCCCGUCUGGCGUCACUUCCGGGAUUAUUUCCCCGUCUCGCUGAUCCGCACAACACCGCUGAACCCCCGCAGAAAUUCCAUUUUCGGCUUCCACCCACACGGGGUCCUGGCCGCGGGGGCGUUUGGGAAUUUCUGCACCGAGGCCACCGGGUUCGGGGCUCUGUUCCCGGGGCUGCGGCCGCACCUGCUCACCCUGCCCUGCUGGUUUGGUGUCCUCAGAACCCUCCAGCCUGGAGCAUUUGCUGUCCCAGCCCAGGGGGGGCGAGGUCGCCGUGAUCGCCCUGGGGGGACCCCCCGAGUCCCUGGAGGCGCAGCCAGGGGCGCUCAGGCUGCAGCUGCUCAGCAGGAUGGGAUUCGUCAGGAUUGGCCUCAAAUUUGGGUCUUUUGCCAGGUGUCCUGGCACCACCACCUGGGCUGCAAUAUCCCUGGGGCUGUGCAGUUUUGCUGCACGCUCUCAUUGUACAGCUUACCAAAACGCUUCUCACCAGUGGGGACCCCACCAAGCACGUGUGAAAGGGAUCACCAGGGGCUGUCAUAGAGAUGCACACAGGAUCAGUGUGAGCAGCAUUUGCAGGGUGAUCCAUACGUUUGUGCCAGCCAGUGUAGGGGGUAAGACACUUGCAGUGCUUUCAUCAAUCAGGAUGAUGCAACAAAUGGUUGCACACACUGUGAAGUAACCCAUUUCACAUGGUGACCUGUGGAGACACAAGCAUAAUCACUUUCCCCACAUUAACAAGUCCACAGGUCCUGCCCACUGCCCUGUUACUGGGUCCUUUACCAUCACCAGAGCCAGGGACAAGCCUUUGUAUCAAAAGAAUAUUGCCUUUCACUUGCUGUUUGGCCAGCUUCAUCUCGAUUCAGAAAACUGAGAACAUACAGGGCUUUUGCUAACCUGUCAGUGUGGGCACUCCAACUCCCCCUUCUUCUGUUUUUCAAGCAUGGUUUUUAAUGUUCUGUGGGCAUGUUCAACAUAGUGAGAUACACCAGUGGGAUAAUGAGGGAUACCUGUGUUGUGGGAGACAUCCCAUUGUUGCAAGAACUGGGGAUUCUGUUCAGAAGCAUAGCAGGGCCUUUGUCUGAUUUAACAGUGUCUGGAAGGCCCAAAGCAUGUGAGCCAAUGCUGAGUAACAUCAUGAGCCUUUUAUCCUGUGUGGGGUUGCAAUUAAAACACAUGAGAAAGUGUCAACAGUUACAUGAACUUCUUAUAAACUACCAGAUUCUGCAGCAUGACUAACACCAGUUUGCCAGGUAGAAUUGGCAGUCAGACCUCGAGGACUGACAUUUUCUGCCAAAGGAGCAGGAGCAACUCCACAGCAAGAGGGACAUGAAAGCAGAAUGUCAUGAGCUUGCAAGGAGGUUAAUUGAAAUUGCUUCUGUAGAGAGGGUUCAUUUUGGUGAAAAAAGUAAAGAGAUAGCUUAGCCUGAGCAAACUUCUUAGGUACAACAUUUGUCAUGGUAGUGAGAUCUGCUCAAUUAUUACCUUCCACAAUAGAUCUGGGUAAACGUGUAGAAGAACGAACAUGUAGCACACAAAAGCCAUCAGUUGUUAAUCAAAAGCCAUAGCUUUCACAACUCUAAAUAAAAGAGGGUUAUCAACAUAUCACACAUACGAGGAGUCCAGACACAAAACUACAUUAGCAGCAUGUGCAGAAUCACUUACAAUAUUGAGCAGUUCUAGUGAAAACAACUGAAAAGCAUAGCAGAUAGUGGCUAACUCCAAGAUUUGCACUGAAGCAUUUGGCCAUCUAAGAACCCUUUUAUGCCAUUGGGCACAGUCACCCUUACACCAUACUACUGCAGCUUUGCUGGUUCUGCUGGAUGCAUCUGUAAAAACAGUCAUUCCAUCCAUGGGGGUCAAACUGCAGCAGUGUUUCACAUGGAAGGGGAGGCCAUCCACCUCUGUCCACAGCUGAUGUGAAGGAUAGUGAAUAGACAAUUGUCCUGAAAAGUCUGCAAGUGCAAUCUGAAAGUUAGUGUCCUCUGACAGCAACCAUGACAAGUUUUCUUUGUUCACAGGCACAUCGAUUACAUGUGGAUCCUGGCCACUGAGCGCCUGCGGCCGCUCACAGCCUUUCAUGAUGAGCUGUGCAAACAUCUCACUGACAGUCCAUACAGUCUUUGUCACUGUAUGAGGUAAAAAUCACCACACUGAUAUGUGUAAGGGAUCACUGUCAUCAGCAAACCACUGAAACAAGACUGCAAGUUGUUGAAAUUUACUACUUAUUGUAGUAAGGGCAAUG
Molecule: messenger RNA, 2455 nt
Organism: Catharus ustulatus (Swainson's thrush)
Lineage: Eukaryota; Metazoa; Chordata; Aves; Passeriformes; Turdidae
Exons: 5
Coding region: 1-753 (250 amino acids)
Biological process (GO): triglyceride biosynthetic process; diacylglycerol biosynthetic process
Cellular component (GO): endoplasmic reticulum membrane
Molecular function (GO): diacylglycerol O-acyltransferase activity
Source: RefSeq, a predicted model, not a curated record